AUGAACUCUAUAAAUGAUCCGUUGUACAUAGAAGAACUUGUAGCAGCCAGCCACCUCAACCACAGCUUCAGCCACCACAACGGAACAAUGACUAUGCACCAUCACCACCAUCACUCCCAUCACCUCAGUGACUCCAAUCCCAUUUUGUCAGGAUCUGAAUCUGCGCUAUCGUCUCCGCCACACGGAUCCGGCCAUAACACGACAAUCGCCCACAGAACCGUAACUCCUUGUGAUGUGGGAUCUGACAGAUCAG
This is a messenger RNA of Candidula unifasciata, 253 nucleotides long. NCBI's taxonomy places the organism in Eukaryota, Metazoa, Mollusca, Gastropoda, Stylommatophora, Geomitridae. The record is from the annotation of a GenBank genome assembly.